Molecule: messenger RNA, 2589 nt
Organism: Closterium sp. NIES-67
Lineage: Eukaryota; Viridiplantae; Streptophyta; Zygnematophyceae; Desmidiales; Closteriaceae
Source: the annotation of a GenBank genome assembly
CGGAAGUUUGCGUUGUGACGUGCAUCUGCCCAGCCGUGUGGUCGACGCACUUUCAUGCGCGGUUGCUAUUUCUUUUUGUUUUCCGAUGCAUAGUCAGCGCUUGACGCGCUGCGCCAUCCAUCUGGUAUGGUUUUGCGCGUUUUGGCAGUUGUCAUUCGUAGCUCUUGUUCCCACAUCGUUUGUUGUUGCGCACUUGCCGCUUGAGGGGAGAUGGUGCAAUUUGUGGCGUGCAUACGUUGUUGCCACUUGACGUGUUUUGUUUUGUUAUUUUUUCCUGCUUGUUGCCGCGCAAUCGUCGGCUAGAGGGUCUUUCUGCCUUGUACCAAUUUGUGUUUUUCUCUUUCGGCUCUUGCUUCGCGUUUUUCGUUUCCUGAUUGGUUUUCUGUACUGCUGCGUGGGUGGCGGAGCUUUUGUGUCUCACGAUUUUGCACCUUUCAUUGUUCUACGUUAGCGAAUGCUCUGGGGUAGUUGGCGGCAUUCACCUCCAAAUUUUCAAAGCCAGGUUCUUCGCAUCCCUUGCAGCCAAUCAAACCGUGGCUCCCCUUUUACGAGCCGCGCUCUCCAAAGGGGGACUUCGCGCCUUGUAAGUUGGGACAUGGGCUUUAAAUUUCGGCUGCCGAGGCCACGUCACAGUAGGUGAGGUAAUUAACCGCUGCAACUUGUCUUUGAAUUUAUGGUUUCAGCCCCGCCAGGUACCAAUGAUUUUUUUUGCCGUACGUAAUGUCGUAUAUUCGCGCAUAAUACUGCUCCAUAUGCUGCGUGUACUGCGCCACACUUGAAAUUGUCGGUGUCCAUGAAUGUUUCCCCGUGCAAUGUAGGUCGAAUUUACGGGCUUGAAACGGGUAAGGAGUUCGUCAUGAAACUGCUUCCAUGCGAUUUCGCGCUGUAGAAGUUGACUGUUGUUGAAGAUCCAUUCGAAAGCCGGACCACGCAUGAGCGUCGCUGCGAACUGAACCAUUUUGUUGUCGUGGGUCAUCAUUAACCAUCCGAUCACCGCGAAAUAAUUUUGAUGUCUCCGAUCUAUCGACGAACGCCACACGAUCUAUCGCUGGGGUCGAACGGUUCACGUGCAUGAAAAUGAGGAGCCUCGGGUUGGCUCGUUGUCAACUGAUGCGAUGCCGUCGCUGCUGCUUGGCGCACUUGAGGGAGUUCGCCAUGUAACUGUGCGAUUUCGUCUAAGAGCGCGUUUUGUUCUGCUUCCUGUGACGGGGUCGGCAUUAAAAAAAUACAUGAGGGAUCAGUUGCAAAAAACGGAUUCCGUACUUACUUGUCGGCCUCGACUUGAACUGGAUCGCCCGUGCGGUUUUCGAAGCCCCAGUCACUAAAAGUGGUUUAGGCUCUGAUUACCAAGUGUUACAGGAUCGAAUGCGCUAUGCGUAGAAAGGAACAAUUUCCCUCAAGAAGCAACUGUUUUAGAAGCACUAGAGGAUUCGUUGAAAUUCGGUGAACCCUCGGUGCAUGCAACAGUUAAUCUAGGUAACACAUACACUCAUGAUAACCAAGAAUAAUCCCAAUUGCCACUUUGGAUAAAAUAAUCCGAGUGAUUGAAAUGAGUAUCCUAGGUAAUCAAAAGUGUCAUAGAAGAAAAAUAAAAAUAAAAUUCAUUUCUCAUAGGAAAUCUAUCCUGCACUCACAUCAGCGAUGGCACGGAGGCCCGACUCAACAUUCGUCAGGGCGGAGGUUGAGUCAGCGAUGGUGAGGGAGAUGAGGGGCAGAGCGAGGAGCGCGUCUCGCAUAUGGGCGAGACAGUCUGGGAGGCGCGUGGCAAGGAGGAACAGGUUGAUAUACUAGGUACUGUAGGCGGGAAGUGGGUGGUGUGGUGCUCCUUAGGGCAAGCUGCACGCCAGCGAGCCUCCAGGGAUUGCAAGUGCGCUACCAGGUCUGCUACAGUGGAGGAGGCUAGGUCGGGGAAGAGAAACGGCAGGACCACACGACCUAAGGUGGCUGAGGAUAGGGUAGAGUAGCAAGCGACAACUGCAUCCCAGAUACCCUUAGCUGUCUCGAGCGUCUCAAAGUGAGAGUGCUCGGUAGGGGGGAGGGCCUUGGUGACUACAAGCUGCACGGCUGCGUCACGGGACUGCCAGACAGAGAGGGUGGCUAGGGCAAUCUCGAACUCAAUCCAUUGCGCGGACGUCGCGUCAGCAGCAAGAGAAGCGGGCUCUGGGGGAGUAGCUAACGUACCCAAGGUGUGGGCCACAAGGGCCUCGCUGUCCUGCGGAUGGACGUGAGCUGGCGAGGAAGAGCAACCAGCCAGGCCGAGAAUCCAAUCGCGCGAACCUCGGCGUCCAGGCGGAUGACAGCGGCAGGCGGGGUCGCCAUAGCGGCAGCUGGCGGUGACGAAGACUGCAGCAGGGAUGGCAACAGCUACUGUAGCGUCGAGCUACUGCAGCGGUGAGCUGCUGGAGACAAGAGUAGAAAGCCGCAGAUGGUGGCAGCUAAGGGCGACAGCGGGAGGCUCGCUAGUGGCGGCAGAGAGAAGCCGCUAGUAGGGGCAAUAGCGGCGGCGGUAGGGUGGCUACAGAGGCAGCGACAGCGGGCGGUAGCAAGCAGCAGGAGGAGCUGCAGCGGCAGUGGGUGGCAGUAGGCAGU